Molecule: messenger RNA, 9277 nt
Organism: Sitophilus oryzae (rice weevil)
Lineage: Eukaryota; Metazoa; Arthropoda; Insecta; Coleoptera; Curculionidae
Gene: Ziz
Product: dedicator of cytokinesis protein 9
Exons: 19
Coding region: 449-6742 (2097 amino acids)
Biological process (GO): small GTPase-mediated signal transduction; positive regulation of GTPase activity
Molecular function (GO): guanyl-nucleotide exchange factor activity
Source: RefSeq, a predicted model, not a curated record
UUUUGCAUCAAUGAGAAAGAUAAAUAUCUGUAAACGUGUGGUGAAAGAUGCAUUCGGAUCAUUGAAAUUUAAAUAUAGAAUAUGAUCAUAUGUUCGCGAUUGCGUAUUUUGACGUAUUGACAUAGUACAUUUUUUACGGAAACUGAAUUUAUCAAAAUAUUUUAUCAAUUUUGCGUACGAUGCUGUAAAGUUUUGUGUUAAACCUUGCCGGUAGAUUUUUGAAAUAUUUUUUGUUUCUUCUAGCAGACUGGGCUCAAUUUACAUGAAAAUAUUCUGUCAUUUGUCAUCUGAAGUAAUCCAGAAAUAAUAAUAAAAUUGGAAAAUGCCAAUAUAGAGCUUUUCCGAUUUUAAUUGGAAGUUUUCGGCAGUCAUAUUACAAUGGGUGAUAUAGUUCUUAUUUUCUUAGCUAUUACAGUAGAUAGUUAAUGUAUAUUUAAACACUAGAAACAUGAGUGAAAGGAAGUUUGCCAGGGGUUUGGGAAAACCAGGAACAGCGGCUCAGUUAAGGGAAACUGUGUCUCAAGUCGUUAGGGAAAAUACUGUUAAUAGUAAACCAAAUUUAGUGGACCCCUUAGAUUUUGAACAGUUUUUAAUUAAACACAAAACUGUUUUGCAAAAUGAUCCUCAAAGGGAAUUAUUGCUGUAUCCGCCAGAUGAUAUUUCUCAAGUCGUUUUACCAAGGCGCAAUAGAACAUUACUAUCUACCAUACCACCAGAAGUUGAAGUGGAAAACUGCAAUCUCUUUACGAAACAGUGCAUCAGUAACUAUUCUACAAAUUGGCAGUUGGUUCAAUUUAGAUAUGCCCCGUAUUCCGGUACUUAUGCGGAGUUGCCAAAAAUUCCAAAUAUUCUGAAUAAUCUGAAAGAAGAUCUUUACGAAGUCGAUACUGAUGAAGAUUCGGGUGAUAAUAAAUCCCACAGUGAUAAUAUUACGAAAGAGGGAUGGCUUAUGAAGGGACCUGAAAUAGGAUCUGAGAGAGGUUUUGUAAAUAUAGGAUCAAAAAGUUUUAAAAGACGAUACUGUUAUUUAAGACAGGAAGUAGACGGGACCUACAUUUUAGAAAUGUACAAAGACGAGAAAAAAGGCGAAGCAAAAGCAACGAUUGUGAUGGAUUUUUGUACUGAUGUGGUUAAGAACUUAAAAAGAGGACGAUUUUGUUUUGAGUUGAGAAUGACUGCCGGACACAAGUCCUAUGUUCUUGCAGCUGAGAACGAUGCAGACUUCAAGGAUUGGUUAACGAAAUUAAUUUCUGUAUUGCAGCAGUACAAAAUACAAGAAGAAAAACGGGCGGCAUCGCUAGAAAGGGAACGAAACACGCCCCCUCCUUCGCCUCAAACUCAGUCCUUUGGAACCCUCAAAGGCCUGGAACAGAGCAUGAACCCUCAACUGAUGAAAUACGCGAAAGAAACCGAUAUCAGUAUAGCCUUAUCGAGAAAGGAAUCUCGCCAUAAACUCUUCCUUCUCUACCCGCCCCUAUCUAUGAACUUAAAGUCGCAAAAUUCUAGUCAGGAUCAAAUAGAACCGUUCAGGGAGAUAUUCGGCAACAGGGUAUUUCUCAAGUGUGAACAUAUUAGGUUAAAAUUACAGGUGGUCGACGAGAAGGAGAAUCUGUGCCAGGUCGAACCCUACUACACUUCCUUGUGCCUGUUCGACGUGAAAAACGGACGAAAAUUGACUGAAAACUUUUAUUUCGAUGUAAAUAGCGAUAGCAUUCGCACCACGUUCAACAGUAGUAGUCAAUCGAAUAGUAGUUGUUAUAACGGAACCUCGCACGUAAAAUUAGACGUUUUACAAAAAGUCUCAUCAGAAUGGCUGUUAUAUCCCAGACAAGCUCUUUUGAGCAUCACCAAUCCCCAUCCGGACAUAUUUCUGUUUGUUAGAAUAGAGAAAGUGCUGCAGGGCGGUAUCAAUCAGAGUUCCGAUCCGUACGUCAAGGCGAACAAGGAUUUUAAGAUCGGACUGAAGUGCUACAAGAAUAUCGCCACUUGUUGCCAAAGACUGGGAAAGUACAGGAUGCCUUUCGCGUGGACUGCCCGACCGUUGUAUAGGUUGUAUAGUAACGAAUUAGAUACGAUAUCAGAUUUCCAUGCAUUAUAUAGGCAAGAAAGUAGCAAAAUGACAGACGAAGAGGUACUAAAGAUCCUAACCGAUUAUAGAAAACCUGACAAAUUUAAUAAAUUUACUGUGAUUCCAGGAUCUUUAGAAAUUAAAAUAUCAGCGUUUAACGAUUUACCUCCUAACUGCCUCACUACCUCCUUAUCACCACUGAAACCGUUUCCACUACCGCCCACAAACGAACCCACUUUGGAAGUGACCGAAUUCGAGGGUAAAUUCGAAAAAGACGUCCACCCCUACGCAUCCUACGUCAACCACUUGUACGUGUACCCGCUUAGUUUAAAUUUCGACACGCAGAAAGUAUUUGCUCGAGCUAGAAACAUCGCUUGUACGGUAGAAUUAAGGGAUAGCGACAACGAAGAGGCCAAAGGAAUACCGUGUAUAUAUGGUCGUCCAGGUCAACCGCUUCUAGUACCGCAAAUAUCCUGCGCAGUACUCCAUCACAGCACGAUACCCACCUGGUAUGAGGAGAUCAAAAUCCGUCUUCCAACCAAUAUACUCUACUCCCAUCACCUUUUGUUCACUUUCUAUCACAUAUCCUGUGAUAUAACGAAGAAACGAGACAACGGAAUCGAAAGUUGCGUGGGGUACGCGUGGCUGCCUUUGCUGCAAAAGGGCAAGUUGACCGUGGACACUCAGACCAUUCCUGUGGCGUCACAUUUGCCACCUGGAUACUUAGCAGUAUUACCUUUUGGUUUAGGGAAAGGGAACGCUGGACCUGAAAUAAACUGGGUCGACGCCCAAAAACCGAUUUUCACCGUAGGCUUCAGCUUGGCCUCAACCGUAAACACGAAGGACCAGCAUCUUUUUAAUUUAUUCCUACACGCCGAACGACUUCUCGAUCCCAAACCCACUGCCGUUCCAUCCGAGUCGGAAACCUGCAAAAUUCUAAAAGCCCUGCACGCCAUCCAUCUGACCACGUUGAUAACCUUCCUACCGACCCUCUUCAAUCAGUUAUUCGUACUGCUAGUAGCGACGAAUAGCGAAGAAAUAGGUAUUAAUAUCAUAAGAGUGAUGAUUAAUCUGGUCAAUAUGCUUUGCGAGGCGAACAGGAAGGAUAUUUUAAGCGUCUAUGUAAAGUACAAUUUUGUCUCGCCGGAUACUAAGAAGAGCACCACUGUGCAUGAGGAGAUGGCGAGGCAUCUGCCGUCAAUAUUGGAUCCGAACAAUCCGGAUUUUUUGGUUGUGAACAAGUUCCUGCAUCAUUCGGAUUUUUUCUUUGAAAUUAUGACGAAGAGUAUGACGCAGCAUCUUCUGGCGACGGGAAGAAUAAAAAUGCAUAGACACGAAAGAUUUUCCGCCGACUAUUGUGGUCAAUUAGAGAACCUUAGUCAAAUUCUCAUAUCGUAUAUUUUAAACAAAUAUAAAGAUAUGAUCCUAGAAACUAAAGAACUGAACAAAAACCUAGCCAAUUUUUUUAAGAGGUGUAUGUCUUUAAUAGAUAGAGGAUUCGUUUUUAAACUAAUCAAGUACUACAUGGACAAAUUCCAUCCCGGCGACCCCCGAGUCUUACAAGAACACAAAUUUUCCUUUUUGGAAGUCAUAUGUAAUCACGAACAUUUCGUAUCAUUCAACCUUCCCAUUCAGCAAUCCAAACUGAGUCCCAGAAAUCGUUCUCCGGAUCCUAUGGACGAACUAACACUAUCGGAAGAUUUCUGUAAACACCACUUUCUCGUAGCUUUACUGUUGCAGGAAAUCAAGACGUCGCUCAACGAGGUUACCUACGUCAGAAGGAUAGCACUAGGUUGUCUCAGGAACCUCAUCGCCAAACACGAGCUAGACGAUCGGUUUCAGAACAAGGGUCAGAUGGGCAGGAUAGCGCUGAUUUACCUGCCUUGGUUAGUGAUAGCGAUAGAGAAUAUUAACAGGCUGGCUGUGGAAGAACAGCCAGAGGAAGGGGGCGGGGACAGUGUGAUCAACAGGAUGUCGUCGAGCAGUUCGUAUUUGUUCGGGAAAAGUUCGGCUAGCGAGUGUACGCCGCGGAGUCAUAGGUUCACCCUGCAUUUGGAUAAGGAUAGCCCGAUGCACAUAAGAAAUUCUGCGUUUCUUGAUGCUAUUGCGGGCCAGUCUUUAGUAAAUGGAAAUUCUCUAAGCAUCGACUCCGACAUAUCCGCACUCUCAGGCGACGACAAAUCUACGAUAUCUCAGGAUACAACAAUUAUUCGAGAAGACGUACUAAAAAACACAAAUGGAGACCAUUUUAAAUCCCACGAUCGUAGCAUCUCUAGUCACAUGACAAGAUACGACAAACUACAACCUCAAGAAGUUAAGGACGUCCUCCUCAUAUUUUUGUUUGUCGUCAAAUACUUGAACGACGAACAGCUAAUACUGUGGUGGCAGUCAUUUCCAGAGUCAGACGUGGUGAGCUUUUUCAGCAUUUUGGAAGUGUGCCUGCAUUUCUUCAAAUACGUGGGAAAAAGAAAUAUCACUGUGGUAAAGGUACAAGAGACUGAAAAUAUCAAAACGAAGUCUAAGAAGGCUCAUACGCUGCCGGCUAGAAUGAAUCCAUCGGAGAUUAAUCACGAGAAUACCAGUACGCUUGUUAUACAUACGACUAGGGAAAAUUUAGCUAGCGGAGAUAACGAAAUUCAUAAAAAACAACAAGCUAUCCUGGAACAACAUAUGGCGUCUGAAGUAGGUCUGAUUGCUUUGGAUUGCAUUGGUCUUUACUCGAUGCAAUUUAAAAAGAAACUGAUGGCUGGAGGUGGAGAUAGUGAAGUAAUGAAGAAAAUCUUUGAUAUAUUUCUCUCGAUGAUACAAAUAGGACAGAGCGAAAGUCUGUUUAAACACGUUUUUGCAGCGUUGCGAGCUUUUAUUAAUAAUUAUUCAGCUGUACUCUUCCAGGGCAAUGCAAUUUUAUGUGGUAAACUCUGUUAUGAGCUCCUCAAAUGCUGCAACAGCAGAAUAUCAUCGAUCAGACAGGAAUCAUGUGCUCUUCUCUAUCUCUUAAUGAGGAGUAAUUUUGAAUUUACUAAUCGCAAAGGUUUGACCAGGGUACACCUUCAAGUCAUCAUAUCCGUUUCGCAGAUGUUGGGCAAUAUUAUUGGUUUAAAUAACGCUAGAUUUCAAGAAAGUUUGUCAUUGAUUAACAGUUACGCUUCUAGCGACAAAGCAAUGAAGGGUACAGGUUUUCCAACAGAGGUAAAGGACCUUACUAGAAGGAUAAGAACUGUUCUAAUGGCAACUGUUCAAAUGAGGGAGCACCAUCAAGAUCCAGAGAUGCUGGUAGAUCUGCAACACAGUCUCGCCAAUUCUUACGCUUCUACACCAGAAUUGAGGCAUACAUGGUUGGAAACUAUGACAAGGAACCACGUUAGAGAUGGGAAUUUCUCAGAAGCUGCCUGUUGUCAGCUUCAUAUCGCAGCUCUAAUGGCGGAAUACCUCAAACUAAAACGCACUCAAUCCUGGGGAGCAGAAGCGUUCGAAAAAAUCUCUUCAAACAUUCCCAAGGACGAGAAAGGUCUCAAAUUGGACACCGGCGUACAAGACAUCCAAUACACCGAAUUUAUUCUGCUGGAACAGUUAGAAACUUGCGCGGAAUUCAUCCAGAAAGCCGAAAGAUACGAAAUUCUUGGCGAACUCUUCAAGUUGGUCGUUCCGAUGUACGAGAAAAAGCGAAACUACGAACAGCUGAAAAAAUGUUAUCAGAACUUGGCCGACAACUACGACAAAGUUAUCGAAGUGAAUAAAAGCGGUAAAAGACUGCUCGGUCGAUAUUACAGGGUCGGGUUUUACGGCCAAUCGUACUUCGAAGAAGAAAACGGUAAAGAGUACGUUUAUAAAGAACCCAAAGUUACAUCUCUGAGCGAAAUAUCCGAACGACUGGAGAGACAGUAUAUAGAAAAAUUCGGACCGGACACGGUUAAGAUGAUCCAGGAUUCGACGCCGGUGGUACAGAGCAACUUGGACCCGAAGUACGCCUACAUUCAAGUGACUCACGUGAUACCGUACAUGGAGAAGAGCGCUCUCGAAGACAGGCAAACCGAAUUCGAGCAGAAUCAUAACGUGUUCACUUUCAUGUACGAGACGCCGUUCACAAAGGACGGGAAGGCUAGGGGAAGUCCGGAAGAGCAGUGGAAAAGAAGAACGAUAAUUAAAACUACUUAUUCGUUCCCCUACGUAAAGAAGAAAAUUCCAGUCGAUUCCCGUAAAAUUAUUGAGUUGAACCCGAUAGAAGUGGCAAUAGAUGAAAUGCAAGGCAAGGUCGCCGAACUGGAAGAUGUCGUGUUCACGCAACCUACGGAUGCGAAGAAACUCCAGCUAAGGUUGCAAGGCAGCGUCUGCGUUCAAGUGAAUGCCGGUCCACUAGCUUACGCCAACGCCUUCUUAGAUCCUACCACGUCCAGUAUAUACUCGGAGGAACGGGUGGAGGAGUUGAAAGACAUAUAUAGAGAAUUUCUGAAGAUUUGCUAUUCGGCACUUCAAAUAAACGGAAGGUUGAUUUCUCAAGACCAACAAGAGUAUCAAGAGGUAUUGAGACAGAACUACAAAAAGCUAUGUUCGUCUUUAUCGUCUCUCUUUGGGGAGUCUCUCUGGCCCCACGACGAGAUGGGCAGUUUUAAACGUAACAGUAUGGCUCUCUUUAGCCCAGUAAGUGGAGCGUUACAAAAUUCCAGCACCGCUUAAACGGGCAAGUAUCGAAUGGUAUUAAAUUGUUGCGUAGGUUUUCAUUUCUGUGAUGAAGAAUUUUUGACAGAAAAUACAGACAAUGUAUUAUUUGUAGUUUAACGAAGGUUUUUGUACUGAAUUUUAAAUGGUCAAGUUCUUUAGUUUUUCUGUGUUUGUUUAAUGUAGUUGUAAUCAUUAAGACUGUUUUACAUGCUGCAAGACGGUGCAACUUGCAAAAAAUGUAUCCCAAAAACAUGCGCCGUUGUGGCCCAGCUGAUUAAUAUCUGCAACUGCCUUGCACUUGCAACUUAUCAGUUGUUGCUCGAUAUUUCUGUCACUGAAAGUGCAAGGCUGGGGGAAAAUAUAGCAAUUUUUGUUUUUCCAAGGCAAAUAAAUGUCACUAGACUGACAAGUUUGACAGUUCGUCUUGCAGGAAAUCUUGCAGUAUGUAAAACGGCUUUAGAAUCAAAUAAUUUAAUUUCUAACUCUUUGUAAUUUACCAGGAGCUUGGUUCUAAAUUUUCUGAAUAUCGAAAAUUUGUAUUUUUAAUUUUGUACUGCUGUUACGCUUCCUAGUGGUAUGAAGGUUGCUUCGUAUUUGAAAAUAAUUUACAGUGACUUUUCUUGGGAUAAUAUCGAUUUCGAUAGUCCAAAACAUUUAGAAUCCGGACCCUAGUCGUGAAACUGCUUUUUUUACAAUUCUGCUCUACUUUAGUUACUGAUUAUUUAAGAAAAUCUGUUGAUAAGAUAAGUUCUGAUAAAGUGACAACUUAUAAUAGUGUAUAUUAUGAAAUGCCAAACUAAUUGUAUUGUGUAUAUUAUUUGUAUUCAAUAAAAUUACUAUAAAUGUUAAUUUUUAAUUGUAAUACAUAUAGAUAUCUCAGAAUAACUAUAAUUUUUGACAGAAAGGCCACCGUUCUUAGCUGUCAAAGUCUAAAAAAAAUCGUUGAUAAUACACCACUAAAGUAGAGCAAAAUUAUAAUGAUGUUAUAAUGAAAAUGUUAUAUUUCAAAGCUUUUUCAUUAUAAUUGACUGUUAAAAAUGUUAAAUAUAAUUACCCAAAAAUAUGUUUUCCUGUCCUCGUUCAAAGCACACUUGAUCAUAUUCUAUUUGUAAUAAUUAUAAAAUACACAACAAAUACAGAAUUAUUUAGAACUAGUGAAAUAAAAAUCUAUGCACUUGUUAUUAUACAUAUUUAGUUUUUGAUUCUCUUCAAAAUAACGGAAGCUGUUAAUUUUUAAAAACAAAUUUCUUUAUAGUCAUUUUUUUCGAAAAAAUUGCCAUUUAUAUAGUUACUUUUGUUUAAAAUAUUUUAACGGUGUUAUUUAAUUUAUAGGUUUUUUAUUUCGUAUUGUUUAAGUUGUAGGUAUAUUAUUAAAUUUUCUACAACCACUCAAAUUGAAAUGGUGAUAUUUAUGUUAAAAAAUUAAUGGUUGUAGCGUAUAUUUUCUAGUAAACGUUGUCAAUAAUUCUAUUAAAUCUUAUUAACUCUAUUCUGUAUAGUAUAAUAUACAGGGUGUGUCAAAAAACAUGUGUCAUCUUUCGUUGGGAGAUUUUCCGAGGUUCGAUUCUGCUUUAAGGGGUUUAGAGUUUUUUUCCAUUUAUUAUCAUUUCUAAGCAUCUGUAGGGAUUUGAAAGACAUUUGGAGGGUGAACUUUAAGUAUUGCAUAACUUAAUGCUAAAAAAGUUACGAAACAAAGCAGAAUCAGACAUAUAUUGAUAUGAAAAAUAAAUCGUAUUGUUACUUGAGAAAUCUCCCGACGAGAGAUGGCACAUGUUUUUUGACAUACCCUGUAUGUAUUUGUUUAUUGUAAUAAUUGACGAGUACUGUAUAAAUUAAUUUAAAACAUUUAAAGCCAAAGGAUUAUAUUUACUUCUGACAUUUUUAUAAGUUAACUAUUACUAAAAUAUGAAUUUAUCAAGUUACAAUUCGACGCCAUGUGUAUUAUGUAAGCACAAAACAUGCCAAUUUUUCUCUCUAACUUUUUAUAGUAUAUACAGUUUUUAGUUUGAUAUUAUAACGGGCUCUCUAGGUAUAUUAAAUUUUAGCAAAAGCCCAAGCUCAUGAUAUAUUAAAUAAUGUACUUUAAUUAUAUACAGGUCAGUAAUAGCACAGUGUUGAGAUGUAAGAUCUUUAUACUGUUCUUCAUAGUCUCAGUAUAAAGUGCCAGUGUAUUAUGACUUGCUAAAGUACACUAGGAAGUACGUUCGUGGCAGAAUCAAAAAUAACUAAUGGUAGUCCGUUUGCUAGUCAAAUAUUUAUCUAGUGAUCAUAUAUUUAGUUAAAUUUACUGUAUUAUUAAAACAAAAUUUAUCGUUUUACUUAAUUUUUGUCAUCCUACUAUAUUUUUUUCUGUAAAAUAUAAAUGAUCUUUUAUAACAAAUAAUUUCUUCGUGUAUGCGAUUUAAUAUUACACAAUUUAUAAUUAUCUUUAAUUCUCCUGUUCCGUACUACAUACUAUACAGGGUGGCGCACCUCAUUCGCCUCGGUUGAUUAUACGAAAACGGAAAGAUGUAGAAACAAAAUAUUUUAUGGGUAUAUGUGGGGAGGCAA